UCUCUGCGUAUGAAUUACAUUUAAUUUCAAUGGUACUUCAAACACACAUAAAGCGCCUCGCGCCGUGCGAAUUGUCGUCGAAACCUAACUAACGGUACCGAUCGCGGGGACUCGCCGCUCAGCGAUUUUCGCCACCGUAGCGCUCUCUACCUGCCGUGUGCAGGAUUAAUGAUUCCCAUAGCGAUGAGAGUCCUGUCCGAGAGGGACGGCCGAGGCGACCUGAGGAAGGCACGAGUUGGUCCGCCGCGUCACUCGCGCCGUCGCGACGAAGAAGUAUUCUCGGUCUCGCAGCGUGUUUUGGCCGGCCAGCCGACCUGCGGCGGCAGUGUGACUCCUGCGUCGCCGCGAGCCACGUAGGCGUCGGUCGCGAGAGAAAUCGAACGCGCGUCGUGUCGCGCGUGUGAGUCGCGCGCGAGCAGGUGACCGGUCGCCGCGCCUGGAGAUGUGAAAUUUCGGAGCGUGUUUCGCGAACGAACGGCAGAACAUGGCCUUCCUGUGCCCCGUGCGCAUCCGUCGCGGCAAGAAGAAGAAACCCGGAACGCAUAACUUUAAUUUGGAGAAGGAUUGCGUUGGGACAGGAAGCACAGGGCUCGGUCUGGGCACCAGGGUGCCGGUGCCUCCUGGUCGGAUAACGGGAAGCGCCAGUAUCGAGACCCUCGUAAGAGUCGGCAUUGAAAAGGAGAAUGGGCUGUCCCCUGAUAGUAAGAUGGUUAUCGUGCAUGAUUUCACCCCUUGUGUGGACGAUGAGCUUCAGGUCAAGAGGGGACAGGUAGUGAACGUGCUCUAUCGGGAAAAUGACUGGGUAUACGUAAUAGCGGCCGAAACGCGCAUGGAAGGAUUCGUACCGCACUCGUACUGCGCACCGUACACGUCGCAGCUGGCGGAAUUGACGCUCGCCAGCCUGAACAACGUAAAGAAGAAGUUGCCGCGUUCCAGCGACAACGAUUGCGACCUGCUCAGCAGCGGUCGCUUGCAGACUACGGAGACGCAGCAGACCGACACCGGGUCGGCGUCCGAUUGCGAAAGCUACGCGCGAAACAACAUCACUACCGCAGAUGUCAACGUCAAUCGCUCCAACAUUACGCAAUCCCAAAACUCCAUACAGACCAUAUCGUCGCAGCCGGACGUGCAUCCCUUCUUCAAGGACCCUUCGGCCGGGAGAUACAUCGUCCUCUACACGUUCGUAGCACGGGACGAAAACGACGUGAGCGUCGAGAGAGGCGAGUUCGUGACGGUGCUGAAUCGCGACGAUCCAGAUUGGUUCUGGGUGCUCCGGCAUUGCGAUGGCAACGAAGGUUUCGUGCCAUCUGGUUUCGUCUACCCAGGCCACGUUCUUCAUUCUUACGCGACCACCACAACGGCCACCACUGUCACUACGAAUACAGCGUCCGCCGAGACUCAUAGUCUAGGUCAGCACCUUGGCCGACAAUCAAAUGGUUUACAAAGCAAGGGCACCGGAAACCUAGCGGCGAGCGAAUCGCUGCAGCAAAAGGGACUGCGAGAUUUCCGGGACGAGACGACCGGUACGGAAUUAGUGGUGCUUUACGAUUACAAGGCGCAGGCGCCGGACGACCUGUCGGUGAGGAGGGCCGACUGGAUAUACGCGGAUCUGGGAAAUCAAACGGUGGACGGUUGGCUCUGGGCGUACGCGCCCAAAACCCGCAAGUACGGUUUCAUUCCUAAGGCGUACGCGCGGCCUCCUGCCAUGACUAGCUUGUGACUCUCGACGAAUCUCCCCCGCGCGCAUUUUUAUACGUAUUCCUGUGCAAUAUAACGUUUUCCUUUACGCGACUUA
This is a messenger RNA of Harpegnathos saltator (Jerdon's jumping ant), 1795 nucleotides long. Its product is annotated as Dachs ligand with SH3s. The record is from RefSeq and is a predicted model, not a curated record. Gene Ontology annotation, molecular function: protein binding. Bases 485 to 1720 code for a protein of 411 amino acids. The transcript is spliced from 5 exons. NCBI's taxonomy places the organism in Eukaryota, Metazoa, Arthropoda, Insecta, Hymenoptera, Formicidae.